AUGACAAUGGUAUCAAAUUUUAUUAAGUCUGAGAUACGCGCAACUGUCAAUGAUCCUACUAUUGCCAGACUCUUGCUGCCAUAUAAUCAUCUUUUUGGUAUCAGACGUCCCUGUAGUGGCACUGAUUAUUAUGAAACAUUUAAUGACGAUAAUAUCACACUUGUUGAUCUUCGUUGUAGAGGCAUCGAUGAAAUUCAGACAAUAGGAGUUCGAGUGGGGAACAAGACCUAUGAAGUAGAUGACAUUGUCCUUGCACUUGGAUUCGAUGCCUUCACUGGUGCAUUACUCAAUAUAGAUAUUCACGGCCGAUCAAGCAAGGCACUUCGAGAAAAAUGGGAAAAAGGAUGCAGUACUAAUCUAGGUCUGAUGAUUGCUGACUUUCCAAACUUAUUUACAAUUAGUGGCCCCGGUGCUUCAUCUGACUUAGCUAAUAUGAUUCCACAUAUCGAACAACAUGUUAAAUGGAUAACAAAAUGUUUGGAAUGUCUACGAACGCAUGAUAUCAAUAUAAUGGAACCUUCUCUAGAGAAAGACAAUACCUGGGUUAAACAUGUAGAUGAUGUUAUCGAAAAUACUCUUUUUCGAACAGCCAAGUCAAUCUAUAACAGAGCAAAUAUUCCUGGAAAACCACGAGUCUUUAUAUCUUAUGUAGGAGGCUUUGAUAUUUAUAUGGAAAAGUGCGAAAAAAUUGCCAACAAUGAUUAUGAAGGUUUUCAUCUGAGGAAGUAA
Adineta steineri is the source of this 729-nucleotide messenger RNA. NCBI's taxonomy places the organism in Eukaryota, Metazoa, Rotifera, Eurotatoria, Adinetida, Adinetidae. The record is from the annotation of a GenBank genome assembly.